ACGGGAUGCACAGAAGAACAGCAGUCCUAAGACUGGUCUGAGGCAUAGCGGCAGUGACAUAUGCAGAAAUGAAGAUAGGCAGCUGUAAACCCAAAUGAUAGCAUUGGGCAAGUCGUUUACAGUGCAUGUAUGGAAUAUGUAGCUGAAGCUCAGUACCAAGGUAUGCUGAGAGGCCAGAUCCUGCCUCCUUGCUGUCUCCAACACCCCCUGGUGUCAGCGGGGAUUCCAGGAGAGAACGAUUUACCCUCUGCAGUUCCUGCAAGCUUUUCUGCUGGAGGCUCUGAGAAAACAAACGUGAGAUGUUAUCCAAAAGCGGGGCUGUGUGAGCCCACUGAACCUAAUGAUGCUGCUCUCUCAUGGAUGUAUGAACAUGAUAGUGCGGAAGAUACCAGUGUCAGGAAAUGUCUUGAUGGCUUCUACAAAAUGUAUUGCAAAAAACGGCCAGACAGAAUGGAUCCCACCUAUGAGGCUGCAUCACGGUGUCUGUCGCAGAAGAUUUCAGAGCUAGCAAACCGGGAUGGAACAAAGUAUACAUCACGUUGCUUGCAAAUGGCCCAGGUGGUCUUGAACAGAGAUGGGUGUAAGAUCUUUCCAAAUCACCCCACUACUACUUGUUUUUCAAAGCCAGCUGAGGGACAAGUUGUCUUAGAAGACAGAAAGAGAACACCCGGACUCUCAGAUGACGUCUUGCAAUUCCUCUUGAAAGAAACACGGACAGAACAUAGCCCUGACAUGCCACAUGAGAAGUGAGCAAGAUGCUGGUUUGUUUCUGUCAUUGGAGCAUGGCUUUCACUCUGAAAAGAGGUGACUUUCUUGGAAAGACGCUGUUCCUCUUAGCACCACCUUCAACACCACAUAUUCCAUGGACAGGUUCAUCUGGAUCAGACCUUGCCACCUUGGCCUCUGCAGGGCAGCACCACAUAAGGAGCAUCUGUGGUCCCCGUGUAACUGCUUGGGGUGUGUUGACUAAUCAGGAUGGGUGAUGUGUGAUACAAUGUCUGUUGCUGGGACAUCUAAUGUGAUGAUUUCUACAUACCAGGCUUUUAAAUUGACCUACAUCCCUACCCCAGCUGAACAGAGGCCCAGCCCAAAUUUAGCCCCUGUGUAGGCAUGGAUGUCCAAGUGCUGUUGACUAUAACAGACUGAUUGAAUGAGCUUGGCACGAUACACCCCAGACCUAGGGAGGAAACUUAAGAUUUUGAUCUGUACCUGACUGAUACUGUAAUGCCUAUGCCUCCACAGGGGUGCCUGAUAGCUGUGUGUGUUUAUCUACAGGCAUAUGAUCCCACAGGUCAUGAUUGCAAUGCGGGUGAGCUUUUUCAACAGUAAAAGUGUGUGUGUGCAUGAGAGAGAGAGGAAAUAUAGCUUCUGAGCAGGUUAUUUUUUUUAACAGGAGGGAUAAAAAAAGAGAAAGAAAAGCUUUAUCGCCUUAGUGAUGUUUCUAACACUUCAAAUGCACCAGCUGAACAGACUGGGGAUUUUUUCCUAUCUAUAUGAGCUGGUUUAAGAGCAACCUGAAAUAGAUUCAUGAGCAAAGGCUCUGCAGAGGUGUCCAUAGGGAAGCUGCAGAGUUGGUGCCAGCUGCCCUGGUAGCUGCCUGCUGUAAGAUGCAGAGUAUCUAGGAAAAGCAGAGCUCACAUCUCAGCAUGCCCAAGACUGUGGGUCACUUGGUUGAUUCAGUAGAGGCAAUGCUGCUUUCUCCAGCUCUCUCCCUACCCAUUAGCCCCUGCUGAUUUCUGCUACCAUGGGGUCUGAGCCCAGAGCUUUCACAGAGAG
Molecule: messenger RNA, 1776 nt
Organism: Pygoscelis adeliae (Adelie penguin)
Lineage: Eukaryota; Metazoa; Chordata; Aves; Sphenisciformes; Spheniscidae
Gene: SHLD1
Product: chromosome unknown open reading frame, human C20orf196
Exons: 2
Coding region: 130-750 (206 amino acids)
Biological process (GO): regulation of double-strand break repair via nonhomologous end joining
Source: RefSeq, a predicted model, not a curated record